This is a messenger RNA of Emiliania huxleyi CCMP1516, 1089 nucleotides long. RefSeq lists its product as hypothetical. The transcript has a single exon. The coding region runs from base 1 to 1089 and encodes 362 amino acids. NCBI's taxonomy places the organism in Eukaryota, Haptophyta, Isochrysidales, Noelaerhabdaceae. The record is from RefSeq and is a predicted model, not a curated record.
AUGUCGCCCCCCGACUACAACGACGGGGACUGCUGGUACGCGUGCCCGCCGCUCGACGGUGGUUCGAGCGCCGCCAGCACCUACCACGUACGAGGCGCUCCAGGCGCGGUGAUAUCCGCGCAGGCCGUCGCGGACUGCUUCUACAUCCACCCAACCACUGCGCUGCAAGGCCUGGGCAACGCCGAGUGGUCAGACGACGGCUCGAUUCCUGGCUGGCUUGCCUCCGACAUUGUGAGGCGGCAGGCAUCUUGCUUCAACAACUGCGCGCGCAUCUUUGCGCCGCGCUAUCGACAAGCGCGCGUCUCCAACUACCACUGUUUCGAGGGCGAGGUGGAUCCUCACUCCGGCUCUAAGCUGCCCGUCUACCACCAGCAGCCCGUCGGAAGCGCGGCCUUCGACAUGGCUUACUCAGACGUGCGCGCUGCGUUCCUGCACUUCAUCGACCACUUCAAUAGCGGGAGGCCAUUCAUCGUCGCCGGACAUAGCCAGGGCUCGCAGCUGCUUGUCCGCCUGCUCCGCGAGCUGGAGGGUGGGAGUCACCGCGACUGCCUCAGCCGCCUCGUCAUCGCCUACCUUCCAGGCUGCCAGUGCGGCGCCGACAGUCUGCACGAACUGCCAAUGGGCACUCACGCGGAGCAGGUGGGGUGUUGGGUUUCAUGGGCGACGGUUGGUCACGGUACGACGACCACCAUUGCGACGGGGCGGCGACGGCACGGCUACGUCGACGCGAGCGUCGUCACCGAGGGCCCACCGCUCAGCGUAAACCCCAUCACGUGGAUGGCGAGCGAGGCGUUGGCGGCGGCGGGCGAGCAGUGGAGCGCCCCCGAGGUGCACCGCGGGGCGUUGGUCGACGGGGUUCUGCAUCCGCACACGCUGAGCACCAUGUGCACGCCCGAGGGGCUGGUCGCUGCCCAAGUCGCCAGCGCGUCGCCGGCGCACGCAGGAGGCCCGCCGCGAGCCGCCGUCGGAUCGCUCGUGCUGGCUGGCGACCUGCACGUGCACGACUACAGCCUGUUCUGGCUCGAUGUGCGAGAGAAUGCGCAGCUGCGCGUCCGGCAGUGGGAGGCAGCCCGAGCUAAGGUAAGGUAA